Molecule: messenger RNA, 1107 nt
Organism: Syngnathus acus (greater pipefish)
Lineage: Eukaryota; Metazoa; Chordata; Actinopteri; Syngnathiformes; Syngnathidae
Product: macrophage mannose receptor 1-like
Exons: 11
Coding region: 1-1107 (368 amino acids)
Molecular function (GO): signaling receptor activity
Source: RefSeq, a predicted model, not a curated record
AUGGGCGGCGACCUGCUCUCCAUCACCUCCUCGGCCGAGGAGGACUUUGCGAAGGGCACCAUUGGCGAGGACACCCCCUUCUGGCUGGGACUCUCCAACCAGAAAUGCGACAAGUUCUGGUGUCGCUUUGAAGGCGGGAGCCAGAAGCUGACCUGGUCCGAUGGCGAGACAAUGAAUCACGCCAACUGGGCCUCAAAUCAACUCGAAAGCGCCGACGUUGCAUCCUGCGCCUACGUCAACCAAGGGGGAAGGGGUGAGCCCGGCCAGUGGCGGACUGGCUCCUGUCUUUCCUCGUUGGCCUACAUGUGCAAACGGCCGCUGAACUGCCCGAAGUGUUCGCCCAAAAGUGGUCCUGCUGUAGUGACGACCUCCGACUGCCACGACAACACCUUCCACUAUGGCGAUUAUUGUUAUCGUUACGAGACGACGCUUAAAACCUUUGACAUUGCUGAGAAGUUCUGUCUUUCCCGGGGAGGCCACCUGGCUAGCGUCCACUCCAAGAAAGAGGCCCAAUUUGUGCAUGAUCACUCGCGGACCUCACAAUCUGCUUUCGUGGGACUCAAGAAGACGACGGCCGACGACUACGAGUGGAGUGACGGAACAAGUUUUCCAAGCACGGAGGACCUCAACAGCUUCCACCAUCAAUCGGCCAACUACGUAGGCUGGACUGACAAAUGCGGCUGGUGGCUGGACGACCCCUCGGACGACUUCUGCUACCUGAUGAUCCGCCAGCCCACCAAGACCUGGCAGGAGGCGCAAGCCGACUGCAAAGGCCGCCAAGGGAACCUGCUCAGCGUCGCCGACUUGCACGAGCAGGGCUUCGUACACGGUAUCGCCAAGAUUCUGAUGGGUGAUGCCUCCCUGUGGUUGGGCGCCGACGCCUCCAUCAAGCGUGACGGCGACAAGUGGACUGACGGAUCCCCCUUCUCUUACCUCCGCUGGAGUGCAGGUGUCGCUGAAGGGGGGAAAUGUCUUUCCUUGCUCACUGGCAGCGGCGACUGGAAGCGCGACAAGUGCGACGAGAAGAGAGGCUACGUCUGCAAGAAAAGAGGAAAGACACAUCAGCUGCCACUACAUGACGGUAAGUUGCCUUCAACGUCUCUGUGA